UCAUAGGUUAAGUGCUGCGCUUGGUGACUAGUCGCUUGUGUGUUUGCUGUUGUUAGUUUGUUCUUAAAAUCUUCCUCGGGGUUCUGCGGAUUGUCUCCACUGAAGCAGCGAUGGCAAGUCAUGUCAAGAGCGAUGAGCCUGGGUCUGUGGAGAAGGACAGCGCUUUUGCGGCACAGACAGACAGAGUGAACGUAACAGAAACUGAUAGCAUGAAUCAAAGUGUAUUCAGUCUGGAUCCUAAUGAGGAGUAUAAGAUGGACCACAAGAAGCGAGGAAUGGCUCUGAUCUUUAACCAUGAACGUUUUUACUGGCAGCUCAUGUUGCCCAGCCGCUCUGGCACAAAUGCAGACAGGGAGAACCUUGUUAGAAGAUUUCGAGAUCUGGGAUUUGACGUCAAGGCUUGCGACGAUUACAAACGGGAAGAAGUUUUAUCCACAAUCGGAGAAGCUGCUGCUGCUAACCAUGUAGAUGCAGACUGUUUUGUCUGUGUAUUUUUAAGCCAUGGGGAAAAUGGUCACAUUUAUGCCUAUGAUGGGCAGAUUGAAAUUCAAGAAAUCACUGAUCUGUUCAAGGGGAAUAAAUGCCAUAGCCUUGUAGGGAAACCCAAGAUCUUCAUCUUGCAGGCUUGUCGUGGAGACAAACAUGAUGAUGCUGUGACACCAAUGGAUGUGGUGGACAGUCAGACGGUCAAUGAAGUGGUUGUGGACGCGGGGGCGCUCUCCACCCUUCCAGCAGGAGCAGAUUUCCUAAUGUGCUAUUCAGUAGCUGAAGGAUAUUACUCUCAUCGUGAGACAGUGAAUGGCUCGUGGUACAUCCAGGAUCUGUGCGAAAUCCUGAGGCGUUACGGAUCGACACUGGAGUUCACUGAUGUGCUGACACUCGUUAACAGGAAGGUUUCUAUCCGCAGUGUAGCAAACUGCAAGGAUCGCUCUGCUAUAGGCAAAAAACAAGUGCCUUGCUUUGCGUCCAUGCUUACUAAGAAGCUAUUUUUCAGGCCUAAGAAGUAAUAUUACUGUUCGGGCAAUAUUGCAGGUAAAAAUUCAGGGAUUAUAUUAUUUUAUUUUCAUUUUCAAAAUGGAAAUCAUGCAAGUUUGCAUGUUUUAGCCUGGAGGUUUGACAAGCUCAGGGUUACAAAGUGCAAAUAGUUUAACUUUACCCAUUAAUGAUGAUAGACAUUAGGCUUCACUGUUUACACUACCAAUACAAAAAAUGCUUUAAAUUACCAGCAGGCCAAGAUGAAGACAAUUCCUACUACAAAACUACUUAUAAGAACCAAAGAAACCUUGAAAUGUAUUGAUAUUCAUUAAAGUAAUGUGUGUCAAUCCUGCGCAUUACAUUCAUGAUCUGUCAUUAAUAGCACUAUAGCUUGAUCUCUUUAUCUGUGAGCCAUGUAUUUGUACCUCAAGAUCUGUUAAGAAGCAAUACAAAGGAGAAACAAUACAAGAAACUCCAGUUAAACGGCUUUAUUUGUUUACCAGCGUCGCAUAUAAUUUUCAUAGAACUGCAUGGGGAAUUUUGGGAAUCUUUUAUGGUACAUGUUGUGUCUUAAAUGUUGAAAAGAGUGACUUCUAGAGAUCCGGCCACAGAGAUGCACUACAUUUUUACUUGUUUCUGACACUACAGAUUAAACUAAAAGUAAAUAUAUAAGAUAAGAACUGAAUGUCUUUACCCAUCCUUUACUGAGCUCUGAUCUUGUAGUGGAAUUUAUAAUCUGGCUGUUUUAAUGCAUAGAUCAGUAGCAUCAUGUUCAUAAAUGACCAAAGACUUUGAAUAUUUUUCUUAUUUAAAACUUGAUUCUUCUGUAGUUAUAUUGUGUAGUAUGACCUAAGUAAAUAAAAAGUUGUCAUUUUUCUAGGAUGAUAUGACUAUACCCUUUUUCUGGCAUAAUAAUCAAAGAGGUUUGCUGCUGUACAGUUAUAGUGCCUGUGCAAAAUAGUCCCGAGCUUGCAAGACAGGUUCCAUGCGGAAGCAAGAGGGUCUGGCUGUUUUCAAGCGCUGCAUGAUAUCACUGCGCCUGCCUCCUUGAUUUAUUACUCUGGAAUGCGAUUAUAGUUCCAUACAUUGGCAAGAAAAUUGCGACUUUUAAUUUUCGGCUGGUCUUUUUACACGAUAUAACUAGAAGAAGAGUCAAGUUACAAGUAGGAAAAAUAUUGAAACCGGUCCAUUUCUGAACAUGAUUCCACUGGUCUAACUGGAUUCAGUGAUCUAUGCUAAAAGUCGCCAGACCUGGAGAUUGGCUGAAUGAAUUCAAAAAUGGUAAAACUCUAGUCUAGUGGAGUUAGAAGACGAGCCUAUUUACAAAAAAAGUGUUCCUUUAAGAAGGAGUUAUUCAUUUCCCGAGUAAUGUGACUGUUUUCUGUUCUGUUUGGAUUCCUGGGAAAUUGGCUGUUGUGCAAAAUACUGCAUAAGUAACUUUCGCUUUACUCAGCAUUUAAGACUAACUCUGUAUUUGCUAU
Messenger RNA from Puntigrus tetrazona (Sumatra barb), 2456 nucleotides. RefSeq names its product caspase-6-like. Gene Ontology annotation, biological process: apoptotic process; proteolysis. The transcript has 8 exons. The record is from RefSeq and is a predicted model, not a curated record. Lineage: Eukaryota; Metazoa; Chordata; Actinopteri; Cypriniformes; Cyprinidae. Gene Ontology annotation, cellular component: cytoplasm. Bases 111 to 1007 code for a protein of 298 amino acids.